This is a messenger RNA of Anopheles arabiensis, 2024 nucleotides long. RefSeq lists its product as uncharacterized. Lineage: Eukaryota; Metazoa; Arthropoda; Insecta; Diptera; Culicidae. The record is from RefSeq and is a predicted model, not a curated record. The transcript has 4 exons. Bases 270 to 1724 code for a protein of 484 amino acids.
CGUCAAACGGUGCACCACCGAAUCUUACGAACCGGCCCCGGACAGGUUCCUGACCUUCACUAGCCUGUGGCGCGCGAGUACUCUCACUCUUUACGCGUUUGAUUUGCUUUCUACGUGAGGCGCGACGCGUCAUCUUCGGCACGGUGUUAAUCGACAAAAGAGGGAGGGUGCUUCAACCAGUGUGCCACGCGUUAGGCAAUCGGGCCGUUUAAGGUCCACGCCGAGUGUGUUUUUCACGAUCAAUCGAAGGUGUUAAUGUGCCCGGCAAGAUGCGGCCAGUGAGUUUAAGCAUUCUUUUUGCAGUAACAGUCGCUGUGUCGGCCUCCGACGAUGCGUUCAACAUUGAGCUGAAACAGAAGGACGCCGAAGUGUACCAUGAGCAGAGCUUUGGCAAAAAUGAGUUCAAUUACGGAUAUCAGGUGGAGCGUACCAACAGCCAAUUUCAGCAUAAGGUCAAGGGUCCGGAUGAUGUAACAUACGGUUGCUACGGUUAUAUCGAUCCCGUCGGCGAAAAGCAUCUUGUGUACUACAUUGCCGAUCGGCUCGGCUACCGGUUGCUGGCACCGGACCAGCCAACGAAAGUGUUUACCGACCGCGUCGCAAACAGCGUCAAUAAGCUGGAUGCUGAUCUUCAGGGCCGCAAGCUAGACGAGAAGGUCGUCGCAUGGAAUGAUCUUUACCUUCCCUCCACCUGUCGGCGGUUGGAUGAGAUCGUAAGCAUUACGCCACCACCGACCACGGCUGCCCCAGUUCUGCCGCCGGUAAAUGGAGGAGCAAAUGGGGACUUUUCCAACGGUCCAAAUGGAGCGGGUCCAAUCGGAACAUCUCAGCAACCGGUAGGAAGUGGCAGUGCUGGAUCAUCUAGUGGAGAUCAUCAAGAUGACAACAACAAUAACGGUGGAAGUUCUUCGGGUGUUGGUAAAGUGCCAACUGUACCUGUUGUAGAAGAAUCCACUCAAUCGAACCUUUCAAUUUCUGGAGGAAUUCCGAGCUCUACGACUACGGACAAUCCUUCAGGAAAUGGGCAAAAAGAAACAAAUGAUCAUGGUAAAGGAUCGGAAGAAAUCAAAGAUCUUCCCAGUGGUGAUCUUCUACGAUCGACCACGGUCCAUUCAGUUUCUAUUGCCUCAACUACUCCAAACACUCCUUCGGUUCAGAAUGUCACCGUUCCACAUGAACCUACUCCUGCUCCUAAACAAAUCGAUCCCGCUAACAUUCCUCCCCGUACAACUUAUCUUCCCAUCACUUCAACACCCCGUUCUCCCAUUAUUCGUGUGCCAGAACAACCCACUCCCCGCCCUGCGAACACUCCUCCCCAACCCAACUGCAGGUCCGAUUCGUCCGGACCGCGUCCCAAAUAUCCCGGCUCUACCGCUGCCCAGUUCAACGGGUUCGUGUUCCCGAUCAACCGUAACUGCGACGACAGUGGCCGCAACACGGCCGAUCUGCUCACACAGAUGCAAACACUCAACGAGAUGGUCCUGAAGGUGAGCAAUACCCUGCACGCACUGGUCGAAACCGAUCGCAACCGUGCCGCGGCAAACGAGACGUGCGAGCGGGUGCUGGAGCUGCUCAACAUCCAGCAGCCGGUGCCGCUGCUAGUGUACGUGCCGAUCAUGGUACCUUACCUUGACGGUGGCAUUCAGCAUGGUGGUGGUGGUGUGCAGCCACCGGUCAACCCGGCUAGCUACGCGUACGCCAAGACGUGCAGCGAGUGUCGGUAGACGGGGUAUCGGGUGCAAUGGAAAGGGGCGGCUCAAUUAUGUUGACAUUUUCCUCUCUAUUGGUUGGGAAGGUCUCUUUCACCUGUUGUUUAUUUGUGUGUUGCAUCAAUCAUAGAGUCGUUAGGUGUAUUGUAUGAUAUUUUGACAUUUUUGUACGGCAAUCUGUGUUGAGUAAUGGGAAAGGGAACGGAUUUUAGGAGUGGGUAAAUUAUUUAAACUAAUUAUUUCUUGCAGUCUAUUUGAACAGUCUGUAAAGCGAAGAAGGCCGAUAUGUGCAAUUGUUUGAAUAAAAAUUGUAAA